AAUGGAUCGUGACCACCACUCUUCCCGUCUUCUGCGGCGGAGAAGCAUCCUCCUUCCCCUCUUCCUCUUCCUCCUCCUCCUCCUCCUCCUCCUCUUCCUACCUCCCCUCCGCUUCCACCUCUCCUCUUUUCUCCCGUCGGUUUCACGCUGCGGAGGUUUCGGAGGCUGUAGGAAGAGAUGGAGUUGAGUCCAAAUAUUUCCUUGCCUGCUGUUCUUAUUAUGGUUCUGGCGGGAUUGGCGGCCGGUUCUACCUUCAUCUCAGGCGAUGUGUUCGAAUCGCGUGGAUCGGCCGGGCGGAGUUUGCUGCAGGAGAAGUCGAGUUGCCCUAUCAGCUUUGAGAACAUGAACUACACAAUUAUCACCAGCAAGUGCAAGGGUCCGCAAUACCCUGCUAAGCUCUGCUGUGAGGCUUUUAAGGAAUUUGCAUGCCCUUAUGCUGAUCAGUUGAACGAUGAGACAAAUGACUGUGCAUCAACCAUGUUCAGUUACAUUAACCUUUACGGGAAGUACCCUCCAGGCCUUUUUGCUAGUGAAUGUCGUGAAGGCAAGGAAGGGCUUGCUUGUCCUGCUAAUCCCCCGGAAUCAGAGAAUGACACUGCAAGUGCUGGCAUCAUCAUAAUUCAGAGCUUCACCUCUCUGAUUCUCAUCUGUGGAAUGGUUCUAACAUUUCUGUGUUGUUGAAACUGCUAAGCUGUAUAUCCCUUGAAGCUGCAUUAUUGCACUGUCAUUCCAAUUAUUUGAUCUCCUUUGGAAGUUCAAGCCAAUUCAGUUGUGGCCACAAGCUUAUUAAUUGCUUGGCCAUCAGUAUAUUGACAAUGAAGUAUUCUUAUGACUCGGAAAUAUAAUUCUUGAGAAAAUUGAUGCCCA
Molecule: messenger RNA, 867 nt
Organism: Musa acuminata AAA Group (dessert banana)
Lineage: Eukaryota; Viridiplantae; Streptophyta; Magnoliopsida; Zingiberales; Musaceae
Product: GPI-anchored protein LLG1-like
Exons: 3
Coding region: 178-681 (167 amino acids)
Source: RefSeq, a predicted model, not a curated record